This is a messenger RNA of Knipowitschia caucasica, 1896 nucleotides long. Lineage: Eukaryota; Metazoa; Chordata; Actinopteri; Gobiiformes; Gobiidae. The record is from the annotation of a GenBank genome assembly.
AUGGGAGGGAACAGUUACAUCAUGAAGCAUCUGAUAAACUCUCCUCCCUAUUCCCUCCUUCAAAAGCCAUCAGCUGUCCAAGUGUUCGUCCUCAGUGCAGGGCAACAGAGGUUGAUCAGCUGCAGAUCCAAAAUGGCGUUCCUUCAUCACUGCCCGUUCCUGAAGUCGGUGCCUCUGCCAGCUCUGCGCAGAACCGGAGCUGCUUUCAUCUCCAUGGCUGACCAGUGCCCCAUUAUCACGCGCCAAAUCAGUGUGGGGGCGCUGUCCAAGCUGGAGAAGCAGUCUGCUGAACCAGGCCAGGGGAGGGGAGUCCCAGGCCUGGACCCCAAGAGGACCAUGGCCCAGACCGCAGCCAAAGUGGCAUCCUCCGUGUCCAAGGCAUGUCCGUUUGUGAGCUCCCAGAUCGGGUUGGUGCGAGCCAGUGCGGAGGUGCAGGAGGACGUGCAGGAAGGGCGAAUGAAGUCUCUUCUGAAAUCCAUCAAGGAAACCGUUCUACCGACUCCAGCUCAUACUCGCCCAGUGGAACAACUGCUCACAGAAAACAUGGUUGGCCCGUCCUACGACUAUGACAGCUUCUUUGUGGAGAAGAUCAGUGAUAAGAAGCAGGACCACACCUACAGAGUGUUCAAGACGGUGAACCGCAGCGCACACUCCUACCCCUUUGCUCUGGACUUCUCUGUUCCCGGUCGAGACGGCGCUGAGGUCUCCAUCUGGUGCAGCAACGACUACCUGGGCAUGAGCCGCCACCCGCGAGUCCUCAAGGCCAUUAGUUCUGCCCUGGAGAGACACGGGGCGGGGGCCGGUGGUACCAGGAACAUCUCAGGGACCAGUAACUACCAUGUGGCCCUGGAGAAAGAACUGGCCCAGCUCCACCAGAAGGGCGGCGCUCUGGUGUUCAGUUCCUGCUUCGUGGCUAAUGACUCCACACUGUUCACACUGGCCAAGAUGCUGCCAGGUUGUGAGAUCUACUCUGACGCCGGAAACCACGCAUCCAUGAUCCAGGGAAUCCGGAACAGUGGAGCCAAGCGUUUCAUCUUCAGACACAACGACAGCCAGCACCUGGAGGAACUCCUGCAGAAGUCUGACCCCAAGACCCCCAAGAUUGUGGCUUUUGAGACGGUGCACUCCAUGGACGGAGCCAUCUGCCCCCUGGAGGAGAUGUGUGACAUUGCGCACAGGUAUGGAGCCCUGACCUUCGUGGAUGAGGUCCACGCGGUGGGACUGUACGGAGCCCAGGGAGCUGGGAUCGGAGAGCGGGACAACGUCAUGCACAAGAUUGACAUCGUCUCUGGAACUCUGGGUAAAGCCUUCGGUUGUGUGGGGGGUUACAUCGCCAGCAGCGCCGCCCUGGUGGACACAGUUCGCUCCUACGCCGCAGGCUUCAUCUUCACCACAUCACUUCCACCCAUGGUCCUGGCGGGGGCGCUAGAGUCUGUGAGGGUCCUAAGGAGCGCUGAGGGCCAGGCUUUACGCAGAGCUCACCAGAGGAACGUCAAGCACAUGAGGCAACUGCUGAUGGACCGCGGGCUCCCUGUGGUCAACUGCCCCAGCCACAUCAUCCCCAUCCAGGUUGGAAACGCAGAGCUGAACACCAAAGUGUGUGACACUCUGCUGGAGAAGUACAACAUCUACGUCCAGGCCAUUAACUACCCCACAGUCCCCCGCGGAGAGGAGCUGCUGAGGCUGGCCCCGUCCCCCCACCACCAGCCCCACAUGAUGGACUACUUUGUGGAUAAACUGGAGGAGGUUUGGCAUGAGGCCGGUCUGGAACUGAACAGUGCAAACUUGGCCUCGUGCACCUUUUGUAACCGCCCCCUGCACUUCGACCUGAUGAGUGAAUGGGAGAAGUCCUAUUUCGGAAACAUGGAGCCUCAGUACAUCACAGUGUUUGCUUAA